Opisthorchis viverrini is the source of this 1105-nucleotide messenger RNA. RefSeq lists its product as hypothetical. Bases 1 to 1023 code for a protein of 340 amino acids. NCBI's taxonomy places the organism in Eukaryota, Metazoa, Platyhelminthes, Trematoda, Opisthorchiida, Opisthorchiidae. The record is from RefSeq and is a predicted model, not a curated record. The transcript is spliced from 12 exons.
AUGAUAGCACAAAAAGUGACCGUUUUGUGUCUCACAUUCCUUGUUGUCGUGGAGGCGAAGGUUAUAGCUGGAGGGUUGGUUUUGGAAGGUUAUGCAAAGCAGGUCGAUGGCUUGGACCAGGUAUUGACGAAAUACCACAUCGGCAAGUGCCCAAUAAAUGAUUCAAGUCAGGAGUUGCAGCAACUCGUGAAAAAGUUGAAGGAGUUUGUGACCAAUGGUCUGCGAAAUUUAAAUACGUACCUGCCAAAGCUCGCCAGAAAGCAGUGGAAAGCACAUAUGCGGUUCGUCAUUGAUACUCUGAAGAAAAUAGACAAGUGGUUGGCAGGUGUUCCCGAAACACCUUGUUUAGCUGAAAACGUUUUAGAAAGUUUGACGGUGCAAGUUCUUGACCUUAUUGGUGGACUACAAACGUCAUCCGAUAUACUGAACUUCAUCAUUUCGAGUCUGAAGAAUUCCGAAGACUAUCGGACCCUACUCUUUGGAGCUUACAGAACAUAUCUCUAUGGAGUGAAUUGGGAGCUAAAAGAUCUUGAAAGCCGAGAAUCCAUUGUUUGUUCCAUGCGGGACGAUAACGCGGCUCCAGUUUACGCCAAAAUUUUGAAUGCAACCGUGGAGCAUUUGGAAGAGCAUCAUCCAACCAUUAUUAUCCAGGAGGAAAGCGUGCUCGACUUUAUGCCCAAAGGCAGGGCAUUUUCUGAACCGCUGAUCGCCGAUGCAGUUUCAUUUGCAAAAGCCGCCUUGUCAUCAGCACGGACUUUAAAAGACAAGUGCACAGAUUCAGAACUCAAAGAGUCGCAUUUUGCUAAACUGAUCGAUUUGAAUGCCAAAUUGUGGACGUAUGGCAAACUUAUGUUCCGUCUACAUGGGGACAAUUUAUUGAAGGCACGAGACAUGAAACAUCCGUUUGCACCCGCGAUCUUGAGCUUGGAAAAUGCGUGGGCUAACGUGAACCGCAUGACAAAGGUGGUUAUGAGCCGCUGUACCUUGGAAACCUCCAUCGGAGACUUGGAGGAUGGCUGUUAAUAAUUCAACCUAUGAAGGUUCUUCUCCCUGCAAAACAUUUUCUUCGCUAAAUGUUUUGGAAUCACAACAAAUACAAUUAGAA